UUCAUUUUUAUUUUUGUCCGACUUAGAUAAAAAGAAAAAACAGUGCAAUAUGGGUGCAGUGUGUGGGUGAUAAAUUGUUUGUCACUGUUAUGCAGGGGCUUCACAAAAGUAGGUUGUAAAUCCCCCACCAGUUGGGAAGCAGAUGAGACCUACGUCAUAGUCCACGUGUCUGUCUCUUUCAAAGUAAUUGUCAAAACACUGGAGCGAGGCCGGAAACCAGGCAAACACUUCAAAGAAGAGCCGCUGUUAGGACGGAAAGGUUCGUGCCACAGCGGCUUUUGUUUUGAAAGCCGCCGCCGGAUGUUGUGUUUCUCGCUGCGUGCGGUUCGAGCAGCUGCUGCUGCUGCAGAAGAAGAAGAAGAAGGAGGAGAAGAAGAAGAAGAAGCAAAAGCAAAGCCGAGAGGCAACAGGACUGGAGCGAACCAGCCGUCUCCGCCUCAUGCUCCACGCCGGGCACUUCUCCUCCUCCUCCUCGCUGUCGUCAACGUUCUGAAAAUAUAUUUAUUGUUUUUUAUUUGCUAUUAUUUAGCCACAAAAAAAGGGGGCAACAAAAAGUGGAGGGGGGGAGAAGUGGAGCCGAGUCAUGGAGCUCUAUUGCCUGGAGUCGGACACAGUCGUGAGAGCCCAGCCUGACCCAAACCUCCUCUAUGAUGACAGAGUUUUGCAAAGUUUAUUAACAAUUGAAGACAAGUUUUUACCUCAGUGCUCCUAUUUCCAGCGGGUCCAGAAGGAUAUUCAGCCUUAUAUGAGACGAAUGGUUGCAGGUUGGAUGCACGAGGUGUGCGAGGAGGAGAAGAGUAAUGAAGACGUCUUCCCUUUAGCCAUUAACUAUUUGGACAGAUUUUUAGCGGUGAUGCCCACCAGAAAGAGUUACUUGCAGCUCCUGGGAGCCGUGUGCAUAUUCCUGGCCUCCAAGUUAAAGGACUGCAGGCCGCUGUCAGCGGAAAAACUCUGCAUGUACACAGACAACUCCAUCACCCCGCGAGAGCUGCUGGACUGGGAGCUGGUCGUCCUGGGGAAGUUGAGGUGGAACAUGGCCUCGGUCAUCCCCAACGAUUUCAUCGAGCACAUCAUACGCAGACUCCCCCUCCCCAAGGACAAGCUGCCGGUGGUCCGCAAGCACACGCAGACCUUCAUCGCCCUCUGUGCCACAGAUGACCGCCUUGCCUUGAACCCCCCUUCCAUGCUCGCCACCGGCAGCACGGGGGCCGCUGUCUGCGGCCUGCAGCUGGACCACAGUGACCAGCGGCUGAGUCGAGACAACCUGACGGACCUGCUGGCCAAGAUCACCAACACGGAGGUGGAUUGUUUGAGGGGGUGCCAGGAGCAGAUAGAGCGCGUGCUGGCCACCAGCCUGCAGCAGGGCCAGCAGCACCGGCGGGAGAACGGCGUCAGAGCGGGCAACAAGGCCAGGGAGCAGCAGCAGGACCAGUCCAGCACGCCCACGGAUGUACGUGACGUCAACUUAUGAACUCGCACACAUCCCCCCCCCCCCCCCCCCCCCGCGCC
Pungitius pungitius (ninespine stickleback) is the source of this 1509-nucleotide messenger RNA. RefSeq names its product G1/S-specific cyclin-D2-like. The transcript has 5 exons. The record is from RefSeq and is a predicted model, not a curated record. The coding region runs from base 584 to 1471 and encodes 295 amino acids. Gene Ontology annotation, cellular component: cyclin-dependent protein kinase holoenzyme complex; nucleus; cytoplasm. NCBI's taxonomy places the organism in Eukaryota, Metazoa, Chordata, Actinopteri, Perciformes, Gasterosteidae. Gene Ontology annotation, molecular function: cyclin-dependent protein serine/threonine kinase regulator activity. Gene Ontology annotation, biological process: mitotic cell cycle phase transition; regulation of cyclin-dependent protein serine/threonine kinase activity.